Molecule: messenger RNA, 4369 nt
Organism: Danio aesculapii
Lineage: Eukaryota; Metazoa; Chordata; Actinopteri; Cypriniformes; Danionidae
Gene: syt14b
Product: synaptotagmin XIVb
Exons: 9
Coding region: 41-1609 (522 amino acids)
Source: RefSeq, a predicted model, not a curated record
CUCAACAGCACCUCAUCACGUCCCAUUCACACACAGCAUCAUGGCGUUUGAGGGUGGGGGGCGGAGCUGUGGUGUUCAUGAACUCAUCUGCGCUAGAAGAGUAUCUCCAGAGCUGCUAGGUGUCCUGUCCUCCAUUGCUGUCUUCAUGGCCGUGAUCGCUCUGUUUUUUCUUUACCUCAGCAGCAAGCUUUCCGUGGAGAGCCCAAGAAGUGAUCUGCCACGCUUUGAAGGUUUUGACAAGAGCUUGCAAGAUGGAGGCUGUCCAGAAAAAGGAUCAGAAAGUGAAGAUGAAACACAGAAAAAACACAAAGACUCUCAUCAGCAGAAAAGUGGAUGGAGAAACAGGGAUGAAGAGAAUGAAGAUUGCAGCAGUGAGGCCUCGGCUGAGCUGGUUAAAAGGAAAAAAGGCUCAAGUUCUUUGAAUGAACUUCAGCCUCCUCCAUAUCGGGACAAAGAUGAUGUAAAGCGUGGCUCAAGGGGCCGCAGUGACUCUGCAGAGGGUAGUGGAAGUGAGAUCAGUGAGGGCAGCGAAGACCCUGAGGACACAGAGAGUUACCUGAAUAAGGGCUAUGAAGAGGAUGCACCGAGUGACAGCACGGCUGUUUUGGGCCCGGAGGAUACCUUAAUCCCACCCCUUCCAGAAACAUACGAACCAGAGGCACUGGGAAAAUAUGGCACAUUGGACGUGGCAUUUGAAUAUGACUCUGGCGAGCAACGGCUUGCGGUGACAGUGACUGCUGCCACAGAUAUUCCAACACUUAAGAGCACAGGGAACAUUUCCUGGCAGGUCCACCUGGUUUUACUGCCCACCAAGAAGCAGAGGGCCAAGACAGGAGUUCAGAAGGGCCCCUGUCCUGUUUUUACAGAAACAUUUCGGUUCUCAUGUGUAGAGGAGGAUGCACUGGGGGAUUAUGCUGUCCGGUUCCGUCUCUACAGUGUGCGGCGCAUGAAGAAAGAGAAGGUCCUUGGGGAGAAGGUGUUCUACUUAACCAAACUCAAUCUGCAGGGCAAGCUUGCAUUGCCCGUCACGCUGGAGCCAGGCACAUCAGUUCCUGGCUGCGGAUCAGUGGUGAGUGUCUCUCGUAGUGCAGGAGCUCUGUCCUGCCGCUCCACUGGUGAAUCCUCCAUUCCAGAGAUUCUGCUGGGUCUCCUCUACAACUCCACCACGGGAAGACUGUCCGCCGAGGUUAUUAAAGGCAGCCAUUUUAAAAACUCGGUCUCCGAUAAACUGCCCAUUGGCCUGUUUUGUUGUGUAAAACACUUCAUUAGUGGGCAACUAUAUAUCAUGAGAGACACUUACGUGAAGCUUACAAUGCUGGACUCCAAAGGGAAGGAGAUGUCAAAAUGUAAGACCUCUGUCUGCCGUGGCCAGCCCAACCCAACCUACAAAGAGACAUUUGUCUUCCAGGUGGCACUUUUCCAGCUAUCUGAGGUCACCCUGCAGGUGUCCGUGUACAGUCGCCGGAGCAGCAUGAAGAGGAGAGAGCGGGUAGGUUGGGUCGCUCUGGGCCUCAACAGCACCACAGAGGAGCAAGAGGAGCACUGGACCCAAAUGAAGGAGUCAGAGGGUCAGCAGGUCUGCCAUUGGCACACACUUAUCGAUUCAUAGGGGAAGCCGUUUAAAAAUGAUGGUGGUCUCAAACUCAAUUCUUGGAGGGAAUUUGCAUAGUUUGACUCCAACCACCUCCAACUCACACCUGCUUGAUUGUCUCCAGUAAUCUUGAACACCUUGAUUAGUUGGAUCAGCUGUGUUUAAUUAGAGUUGGAGCAAAACUGUGCAGAGCUGCGGCAAUCCAGGAAUCAAGUUUGAGACCUAUGGUUUGGACAAGAACAAAUUAAAGCAUUUGUUAACCCUAAGUUUAAAGGUGUGUUGACUCACUUAUGUCACUCCAGAGUCAUUUGAAAUUAAGAGUGGCAUGAGGGUGAGUAAAUGACUAUUGGCUAUUCUGAAACUGGGGAGUGUAAAGUUAGUCACUAUACUGAAAUUUGGGCAAGUAAGGGCAAGGGCAAAGUAAAUCCAUUGUUCACUCUCAAUAGUGCAGCCAUGAAUUUGCAGUCACUUUCAAAAUAAUAAGGAUUGUGGAAUAUAAUCAAAUGUGGGUGUUGAAAUUUUGACAAACUUAAAUCUCACAUGUAUUUAGUGUAGGGAAAUGUUCACAUUGUGUGUACCAAACCUAAAAGUCCCAGUGUUUGUUACAUUCUGAAGGGCUCAUCCCCUAUGCCAGGGAUCACCACACUUUGCCCUGGAGGGCCAGUGUCGGGCAGGGUUUACCUUCAACCCUAGUCAAAAACUAUCCAUUUAUUUAAUUUGCUUAGGCUUAGUUUCUUUAUUAAUCAGGGGUCACCACAGCGGAACCGCUAACUUAUCCAGCUUAUGUUUUACACACCGGAUGCCCUUCCAGCUGCAUCCUGGUAUUGGGAAACAUCCAUUCACACUCAUACACUACGGCCAAUUUAGUUUAUUCAGUUCACCUAUACCGCAUGUCUUUGGACUGUUGGGGAAACCGGAGCACCCGGAGGAAACCCACACAAACAUGGGGAGAACAUGCGAACUCCAUGCAGAAAUGCCAACUGACACAGGCGGGACUCAAACCAGCGACCUUCUUGCUUUGAGUGCUAAUCACUGAGCCACUGUGUUGCCCUAGUCAAAAACCAAAACAAGCUAAUCAAGGUACUAGGUAUACUUGAAACUUCUAAGCAGUAAGUAUGACAAGCUGGACUAAACUCUGAAGGACAUUAGCCCUCCAGGACUAGCAGUUUAGGGCAAAAAUCAGACCAGAGUACUGUCAGUUGAGGGCUUUGAAGGGAUGAAUGGUGUCAGGUGCAAAGCUGCAUCCCUAAUGGGGUUAAACCUACCUUUAAAGAAAGGGUUGCCAAACUUAGUCGUGGAGGGCCAGUGUCGUGCUAAAAUUAGCUCCAGGUUUAGCACCUACCUGGAAGUUUCAAGUCUACCGAGUGAUGCCACUACAUAUUUAAAAUUUAUGUACAAAGAGGUCAUGUUUUGAUCUUCUAUUGAUCUAACGCAGAAGUGUCCAAACUCAGUUCUGGAGCGCCGAUGUCCUGGAGAGUUUAGCUCCAACCCUAAUCAAACACAUCUGAACUAGCUAAUCUUACUAGAUAUACUAGAGACUUCCUAGCUGGUGUGUUGAAGCAAGUUGGAGCUAAUUUUAGCAUGACACUGGCCCUCCAGUACCAAGUUUGGACACCCCUGGUCAAACGAAAUCAUGUGAUGCGAUUUCGCAGGUCACCUGGCUUGAACUUUCGAAUGGAGCAAAAUGCAAACGUUGUCGCACGAGCUUGCAUUUUCGGUCUGCCGCAUUCGCAUGCGUAUGAAUGGAAGUCUUUGGGGCAAAAAGUACAUUGUUUAUCUUGUUCAGGUGUUUUGAUUAGGGCUGGAGGAAAAUGCUGCAAGACACCAGCCCUUCAGAAACAAAUGUGGUGGCCUCUUUUCUAAAGAAUACUUCAGAGUAUGAACAACUAUGGCUGCCGCAUUGAAGAAUUGUUUCAAACCAAAGUGCGUAAAACUGCCCACUUCUAAAGAUUCUUUUGGAAUGAAGAUUUCCGAAGGGUACAAUUGAUAGACACUCACAAUUGUUUGUGGAUAUAACAUUGGUGACACAUGACGCAGACGGGCAUUCCAGUCAAUUGUUUUUUUGGUCCCCUGCAACCCUAUAAAGACUCAUGGGACUUAUCUUGGGGAAAAUGUUCAUCACCCUCCCAAAAGAGCCCUUUUAAGUGGCUAGUUUUGAGCAGUUCAUAUUCGGACAACCCCUUCCAUGUGGCGUCCAUGGUUGCUUACGCUCCAUUUGGAGACCAAUUUACAGUAUCCAGUUUGGACAAUUUCUGCCCACAGAAUUUCUCAUAAAGGUAAUCAUGACUGCACCUUUAUUUGUACCACAGAAGAAUCCUCCAUGUUGGAGGUGCCUUUUACCUGUUGAGACCAUGUUUCUCAGGAUAGCAGACCUGCUGUUUUUUGCAGUGUUGAAGUGGAGUUAUGGAUGACCAACUGAAAAGACGCCUUAUGACUAUUAAACAGAACAUUGACAAACUGCCAUUGGCACUGCCAUCAGAACCAACUGUUUAUUCACAUCAGAGCAUUACUGUGACUGUACUGCAUCGUUGUCAGUUGCAUAAGCGCUCAAACUACUUGAGGUUUAGCUUUUGUACUUGACUUGCAAUUAUGCAAAUACAAAUAUGCACUGCAUGGUAACAGCUAAAGCAUCAAGAGAAAUGCUCAGAAUAAAUAUAGGACCAAAGCGCAAGAUCACAUACAUAAUUCUGUUUUAUGAAGGGAUGUAAGGACUGUAUCACACCAGCAAUGUUGCAAAAUAUUUCAAAUGCAAAAUGUACAACAUGUAGGGCUGCUGAA